UUUCACCCAGUGACUCGACUCACGGUCCCUCGUCCGAUACCGCUCCCCCUUCUUCCCCAAACCUACGCCGCUAAAACCUCUCUCCCCACAAGCGCCGAUUCAAUCCCCGCUUCCAUGGCGAGCUCUGUCCAAAGUCGCCUUUUCUACAGGCUAUCCAUCCACCCUCCUCUACGGCCUAGUUUUCUUACAAUCUCCCGCUCCUUGGCGACCAAGGCCUCCACGCCCAAGUCACGGGAGAGCUCUCUCCUCGAGCCGGCGCCGGCCGGCGACGAGGAGGUGCCCACCUCGGGGAUCAGCCGGCCCCUCUCGGAGAUCCUCAAGGAACUCGGCAAGAGAGUCCCUGACUCCCACAUCAAGACCCGCAUCGAAGACGGUUUCUCCAUGAAAUACGUCCCCUGGCACAUCAUCAAUCGAAUUCUAAAUUUACAUGCUCCAGAAUGGUCUGGUGAGGUCCGAAGUAUUGUUUACUCAGCUGAUGGAAAGUCUGUGACUGUAGUUUAUCGUGUUACUCUCUAUGGAACUGAUGCUGAGAUUUACAGAGAAGCAAGUGGAACUGCUUCUGUUGAAGAUACGAAUUAUGGAGACCCUGUACAGAAGGCAGAAGCAAUGGCUUUCCGACGAGCUUGUGCACGUCUGGGGCUUGGCCUUCAUCUCUAUCAUGAAGAUACGUCUUAGAGAAAGAUUAUCCUCUUCUAUGGUAUCAAACUCAAGUAACUGUUAUGCAGCGCAUUUAAAAUGCAAUUGGGAAUUGGGAUUGUGGAUCUUGCACCUACACAGAGGCUUCUGUACAUCCAUAAGAGGGAUAUAGAUCUUCCAAAAUUGAUGAGGGUGUUAGAAAAUGAUGCCCUAAUCAUUGUUCAAUCUAUGAUGUUAAGAAUUUUAGCUGGAACAACAUAAGAUACUGAAAAUCCAAUGUUAUGGCUUGGAAUCCAAAUGCUGACAUAAAGAGGCAGUUUAUCAAAAUCAGAGCAGCAGCAUCAUACUUUGAAUAGUUUUAACAAACAAUGUGCAACUCCAAGUGCAGUCAGUCCAGCCAGAUUGGAGCUCAGGCCAAAACAAUAGUGCAAUCGAUGAAGCGGAUGGCAGUCUGCCAAGGAGGUAGGGAGGAGGAAGGUGAUUGUAAAUUUGAGUUUUCAAUUCAGCUGGAGUGGCUUUGCUGAAACAUGGUAUGUAUCCUCAGCUACAUUAAUGAGCAGUACUCAUUUACCAAAAAAAAAAAAAAAUCAGCUGGAGCGGCAAAGUUGACUAAAGACCUCUGUGGUGUGUUUCCUCUGCUUGCAAGGGUUUAGGUGUAGGAGUGUUGAUCAUUUGAGUCUGUUCUUUUUCUCAUUUAAGCUAACUAGGAUCAUAUUAUGGUGUCGAUCCUUGCUUCUUCUCUCUCUUUUUUGGUGGUUGUCUAAUACUUUUCUUUUUUCUUUUUAUUCAUCGUUUUCAAGACAAUGUGGAGAGCUUCUAUAGGUUUGAUUUCUGUUUUUGAUUGCCAUUGUUAACUCAAAUAAUCAAUUGUAA
Messenger RNA from Elaeis guineensis (African oil palm), 1509 nucleotides. The record is from RefSeq and is a predicted model, not a curated record. NCBI's taxonomy places the organism in Eukaryota, Viridiplantae, Streptophyta, Magnoliopsida, Arecales, Arecaceae.